This is a messenger RNA of Recurvomyces mirabilis, 1404 nucleotides long. RefSeq lists its product as uncharacterized. Lineage: Eukaryota; Fungi; Ascomycota; Dothideomycetes; Mycosphaerellales; Teratosphaeriaceae. Bases 1 to 1404 code for a protein of 467 amino acids. The record is from RefSeq and is a predicted model, not a curated record. Gene Ontology annotation, molecular function: protein binding. Gene Ontology annotation, cellular component: U5 snRNP. The transcript has a single exon.
AUGGCCACUUCAGCAGCCCGGCCCAAACGCGCAGGCGAGGACUUUGCAAAACAAUACGAGAACACGUCGAAGAAGCCGAAGUUCGACGCUCGAAACCCGAGUACACUUGCUCCCGAUGCGCCGGAAGAAGACGUCAUCCUUAAUGCCGAUGUGAUAGGGAAGUCGGGGCCUCAAACCAAGCGAAAUGCUGUGAACAUUGACGGCUACGAAUCCGAUUCGGACAAUGAUAACUUUGAUGAGAGGGCGGCGGAGAGGGAGAGGGUGAACAAAGGUGCCGAUGCGGCAAAUGGAAAGAGUAAAGAUGAGGAGCAGGACGACAUGUUUGCUGAUCUGGAGCAGGAUGUUCAAGGAACAGCGGAUGGAGAUGACGACGAGGACUUGGCGCGGGAGGGCAGGAAGAGGAAGAAGGACGUCAGGUUCCUUGAUCAGACGGAGAUAGAAGGACAGGUGAUGAACAGCACAAGUGGCGGGCAUGUCUCCUCUGAUCUCCUUCUCAAUCCGAAAGACAAGCGAAGAACGAAGGACGUCGAGUCAUCCUCUGAAUCAGGCUCAGAUGAAGAACGAGAUAUGCUCCCGGAAGAAAUGGAAGAUGAUCUCGCCGCUGAAAUCGGCGCGGGAGGGAAGAAGAGACAUGCGCCUAAACUCGAUGCUUUCAACCUCAAAGCUGAGGAGGAGGAAGGGAGGUAUGAUGAGAGUGGGAAUUAUGUCCGGAAGGCAGCGGAUCCAGACGCUGUGAACGAUAGUUGGUUGGAGGGGCUGAAUAAGAAGGAUAUGAAGAAGGCCAAGGAUGCGCAGGAGAAGCGGGAUGCGGAGAGGAGGCGGAAGGAUGCGGAGGACGAUGCGACGUUGACUUCUGAUUUACUUGGGAGGUUAAUUGGGGGGUUAGAGGUCGGUGAGACGCCAUUGGAGGCGCUGCAGAGGUUGCAGAAGGGGCAGAAGGGUAAGGGGAAGGAUGUGAAGACGCCGAAGUGGAAGUUGAAGAAGAUGCGGGAUAGGAUGGAUGUUGAUGAGGCUGAGAGCAAUGGCAAUGGUGCCGCUGCAGAAGAUCCGGCUGAAGCUGCGAGGAAGCGCGCGGUAGAUGCCAUUACCGGCGCGGCAGACGCCUUGUACUCCCGCGAACAACACGAUAUCUACGACACGGAGCGCGAAUCUCUCAUGCGGCUUUACAAGCGCGAGACGGGCGAGGAGUGGACGGCUAACGCGAGUGCUGCGGUCGAGCCGGUAAGUGGAGGGGAUGAGCAGUGGGAGUACAGAUGGAUUGACGCGAGGGAUGGCGGGAACGCGAAUGGGCCUUAUGAUGGCAAGACCAUGAAGGCGUGGGUCGAGGCAGGAUAUUUCGGGGAGGGGGUGGAGUUCCGACGGGUUGGGGCCAGUGGGUGGGAUAGGGGGCUUGAUGCGCGAUGA